AUGAUUAAGAUGAUUGAUUUAGAGACUAUGAUUGCCAUUGGCGGCGGCUUACUGAUCGCGGCCUUUCUGGGGAUGUGCUCAGAGUGUUCUCAGCUGGUGGCUCUGUGUGUCACCGCUGCUCUGCUGUCCCUUGACCUCGCUGAGGUGACCCUCAGCUGGUUAAAUCAGUGCAGUGGCUGGGCCCUCCCGCUGCCCCAGGCUGCAGACGGGACUGCGGGCGAGGCAGCCUCGUGUUCACACAGAGCACGGGCUGAAUCCGUCUCCUCUGGCCUGAGCUGGGGAGCCCUCAGUGUGUCCUCUCACUCACUGCCAUGGCCUUGGGGUCAGGGAGGAAAAUAUGACAGCCAGCGGCAUCGACACAAAAGGCAGGCGCCUCGGUUUGGAAGAAGGCCGUCCUGGGACAGCCACCUCCUCGCCCUCCGCUGCCAGGCACCUAAGGACAAGCUUCCGAGAGCCGCGCGGUGCCGAGUGUCGUCAAAAGAGGGGUGCGCUCCCCUGCAGUGCCCCAGCCCUGUCUGGGAAGUACAGACUCGCCCCGUGCAGCUCAGUGGCCUCCUGACUGUUCUUUCCAGGUGUUCUCGGGCCCCUGAGGGCAGGAGCGGUGCUAGCUCUGAUCCCAGGCACGAGAGAGGGCCUGGAGCUCAUCAGGUGUCGGGCAGUGACUCCAAUCACAGCUUCGCAGUGCGGGCACCCUCUCCACCAGGUGGACCUCGGAACGCACAGCAGUAACCUUGUGAACAAUGCUGAACAAUGUUAUUUUGCUUAUU
Molecule: messenger RNA, 767 nt
Organism: Equus caballus (horse)
Lineage: Eukaryota; Metazoa; Chordata; Mammalia; Perissodactyla; Equidae
Source: RefSeq, a predicted model, not a curated record